AUGCUGUUAAAAAAGGAAGUCUAUCUUAUAGGCAUGGCUUUAUCUGCUAUUGUUUUUCUUGCCUCGACAUUAGUUUCUGUUUCAAAUACUGCCAUUCUUUCGCAUGAUCAUUGCGAUUCUUUACCAGAUAUCCAAUUUCUUAACAGAUCUGAAGUUCAUACAGAAUUAAAUGCUGCGUUUAGUAAUGCCAAAGAAUCAAUAACUAUUAUUUUAACGUCAUAUAUUCUCGAUGAAGAGUUACAACUUUUGAAAACCAUUGAUCAAAAUAAAAUCAAGACAGAAGUCAUUUUAGGCAACGACGAUAAUCUAGAAUCAAAACUAAGAGACAACGGAUUCAAAAAUUUAGUUAAACCAGGUUCUAUUAAAAAUACUCUUGAUUUAAACGCAAUUCGUGUCGAUAAUACCAUAUAUUUACUACCAGAUUAUUUCAUUGGAAACAAAACCGAAGGAAUUCCUUCUACAUCUAUGAUACAAAGGAUAAAAAUUGAAAAUUGCCAACCAUUAUACGACGAUUUCAUUUCUUUUCUCGAUUUUUACAAGUUACAAAUCGAAGGAUCAAGUAGAUACAAAGAAUCCUACAGCCAAUCAUUAAUUGCUCAUUCAUCUGCAGUAAGACCAACAAUUGUCGGUGAAUCUUCAGUUUACGCGUUCCAUUCAUCGAUGUCGCAGAUGCCAUUUAGGAUUAGUGCCCAUGACGUAAUCAACAGAUCCCUAAAUACUGAUAUUGACGCUGUUCCAAAAAAAUUAUGGUUAUAUUCAACACAAUUCCCUAGUAUUCCACAAGAAGAGCGUAUUAAAAACAUAGGAAGCCCAGAUGUAUUCCUUCUCCUCAAAGCCCUUCAAUUUCUCAAUCAAACUGACAUGAAAUACUUAAUUUUCAAAGAUGCGCCAAGAUUAGUAGGCGCUGAUGACUAUCCGAGUGUAGAAGUAAGAACACUAAGCUCUGAGAACAAUGGCCCUUCAUUUAUGGUCUUGGAUGAUGAAAUUUUCUUCUUCGGACACGAUAUCAGUUAUAUUGAAGGAGAUUUGCUAUCGUACAACCUCAGAAUUAACGAUAAAACAAUACAAAACAAGACAAUUGAAUUCUUUAACUCAAUUUGGGCGAAAAGUCCUCAUAUUAACAAAAGUGAUUAA
Trichomonas vaginalis G3 is the source of this 1134-nucleotide messenger RNA. RefSeq lists its product as uncharacterized. The transcript has a single exon. NCBI's taxonomy places the organism in Eukaryota, Parabasalia, Trichomonadida, Trichomonadidae. The record is from RefSeq and is a predicted model, not a curated record. Bases 1 to 1134 code for a protein of 377 amino acids.